AUGGCCAUCCAAAACGUCACAAUCGUCGGAGCAGACGGCAAGCUCGGCCCAUACGUCCUCAAGGCCCUGGUAUCCUCAGGAAAAUUCAAUAUCACCGUCCUGAAGCGCAGAUCUUCUACUUCCAAGUCCAACUACCCGUCCCCGGUUCAAACGACGCAUGUGUCGGAUGACUUCCCCAUCGACGAGCUUGUCAGAACACUCAAGGGCCAGGAUGCAGUCAUAGUCACUGUCAAAGGCAGCUUGGCUGAUCUACAGAAGCGUAUUGCUGGUGCCGCUGCCCAGGCUGGCGUCCAGCAAUUUAUCCCCGCGGAUUUUGGUAGCUGUGAUUCCCAAGAAAAGUUGGUGUGUGAGCUUGUUCCGCUUUUCCAGAGGAAGGCAGACGUCCGGGAAUAUCUGCAGCAUCUGGCCUCUUGCCACGCGCACUUUUCCUGGACUUCUCUAGUCUGCGGACAUUUCUUUGAUGCCGAGGACUUGGGCUUUCUGCAUCUUGACCCUAACACGCGGAAGGCGGAUAUUCUGGAUGACGGAGAGACCCGUUGCUCUGCAAGUACGCUGGACCAGGUUGGCACCGCUGUUGUGAAAAUUCUGGAGAAGUCGGGAGCGGAAGAAAUCAAGAACAAAGUUAUCUACAUUCAAAGCUUUUGCGCAUCACAGAUGCAAAUCGUGGAAGCAUUUGAGCGGGCAACCGGCCAGCCUUGGAAAAUAAACCGCAUCGAUUCUGGAGACUUUAUACAGCAGGAAAAAGCCAAAGCCGACGCCAGCGGAGAUGUAGGCUCAGAGGCACUGGUCUGGGUUCUAGGCACAUUGUACGCAAAUUGGGAAAAGAAGGAUGGGUUUGCAAACAAGUUUCUUGGGUUGAAUGAAGAAGACUUGGACAAGGUCAUUGCUGGGUUUAUGCCUUCAGUUUGA
Molecule: messenger RNA, 909 nt
Organism: Uncinocarpus reesii 1704
Lineage: Eukaryota; Fungi; Ascomycota; Eurotiomycetes; Onygenales; Onygenaceae
Exons: 1
Coding region: 1-909 (302 amino acids)
Molecular function (GO): oxidoreductase activity
Source: RefSeq, a predicted model, not a curated record